UCCCCCUUUGCGUUCCGAGGCGCUCCGUCGCGGCGGGGCCUUUUCUCGUGUAUCAAAAGAAUGUACCGCUAGAUGUUCGCAUUGCAUGGCAUGCUCUUCGCUCUUUCUUUUCUUCUUUUCCCCUCGUCAUGUACUUCACCUCGCACUGAUUACGACUCCCGGUAACUCGUAGCGCAAGUUAUGCUCUGUCAUCGCCACGGUGCAUUAGCGUACUGACCACCCCGAUUGGGCAGUCGCUGAAGAGGGGACAACCCGAGGCUUCUUUUUUCAUUGUUAAGGCAGUGUCUCAAUCUCACUCGCAGUCGAUUUUGUCUCGUUUCUCCCUCACGCGGCUUCAGUUUGAAGGCUGCGUGAGGUGGCUCUGGGUGCUACGUACUUUAGGUAGUUGACGCUCAAGAUAAUUGUCGUUGGUGACGCUACGGCUCCGGAAGUAGAGAGGCCGCGGAGGAAUGUUGUAGCGUGAUUGAUUGUGGAGGAGCCUGGUGUUGUUGGCAUAGGAGUCGCUUGCAUCGGCACCAGCAGCACCGUCGCGGUCAGAUGCUGGAGCUUGGGAUGAGCAUGUCACGGACGAAUUUGAGCCAGGCCACGGAAUAAAACCUCAGAGCCGGCGAUGGAGCCAAGCAGGCGGACGAUGUCGGGUGGGUAUGCCAAUAAUCCGCCCCCGGGAAUGGGGCCUCCCAGGGGGGGAGGCACCCAGCAAUGGUCGUUGAGCAAUCAGAUGAAUCGGGGUGAGGACUGGCCGAGAGGAAGCCCUCGCAACGGGCAACAAGGCAAUGUGGAACAGUGGGGAUUAGGUGCGGUCGGGGAAGGGAGACCGCCUAGCUUGUCGUCGUACUCGUGGAGCAUGUCGAGCGAGAGAGGAGACAUGGCGGGACUGUCGUCGUCUCCGCACGUGGACGGCAGCCUGGAGAACCUGGAGCCGAUGAGGGGGGUGGAUGGCAGCAACUUCUCGACGUCGUUUUCGGCAAUUUUUGACAAAAUGAGAUUGUCGGAGUCGGAGAACCGCGUGGUGCAGUCACUGGACACGGCUUCGGCGCACUUGAUCAACGAUCUGGAUGCGGACGACAAUUUGGCGUAUGGGUCGUUGGAGGAGCUGGAGUUACACACGAUUGGGAACCUGCUUCCGGACGACGACGAUCUGUUGGCGGGGGUGGUGGACGACUACGACGCGUCGCAGAACAGGAGGGAAGAGAAUGCGAACAACGAGGAACUGGAGGAGUUCGAUCUGUUCAGUUCGGGAGGGGGGAUGGAGCUGGAAGGGGACGCGCAGGACGGGGUGGGAGGGUACGCGAGUAACCAUCGGAUAGGGGACGGUUCGGGAGCGGGACAGCAAAGCGGGGCUGCGGGGUCGGUGGCGGGGGAGCAUCCAUACGGGGAGCAUCCGUCGAGGACGCUGUUCGUGCGGAACAUAAACUCGAACGUGGAGGAUACGGAGCUGAAGCAGCUGUUUGAGCAAUACGGGGCGAUCCGGACGUUGUACACCGCAUGCAAGCACAGAGGGUUCGUGAUGAUAUCGUACUAUGACAUCCGGGCAGCGCGCAGCGCGAUGAGGGCGCUGCAGAACAAACCGCUGAGGCGGAGGAAGCUGGAUAUCCAUUUUUCGAUCCCUAAGGACAAUCCAUCGGACAAGGACGUAAACCAGGGGACGCUUGUGGUGUUCAACUUGGACGCAUCAGUGUCGAACGACGACCUGCGGCAGAUAUUUGGAGCUUAUGGCGAAGUGAAAGAGAUUCGCGAAACGCCGCACAAGCGGCACCACAAGUUCAUCGAGUUCUACGAUGUCCGGUCAGCGGAGGCAGCAUUGCGGGCUUUGAACAGAAGCGACAUAGCCGGGAAGCGCAUCAAGCUGGAGCCAAGUCGACCAGGUGGAGCGCGUCGGAGCAGCAGCUUGCUUCAACAGCUGAACCAAGAGUCAGGGGACGAAGAUGUGCGGUCUCGGCAGCAGGCGCUGUCUCCGUUGAACACAUCGCCUCCGAGGCAUGCGUCGAUGUGGAGCGGGGGCGGCGAGAACGGGGCAGUUCGAGGAAUGCAUGCGACACUGGGUUACGGAAGCUUUCAGUCACCGAGCAAGCCGCCGAACAGUCCGAACUUGGCGUCACACAUGUCUCAGCCGAUCAGGGUGGGAACGAUCGGGAGUCACGUGGCGCAAGCGAACCACAUGGAAGCAGCGGGGCACUCGUUGGGGCACAUGGGAGGAGGCGGGCAUCGGUUGCCGCCUCAUCCACACUCGCUGCCAGAGUUCAGCAAGGGAAUUCUGAACCCGGGGCAGUUCGCAUCUCCCGGGUCGGGGGCGUCGAUGUCGAGCGCAGUGGGUGCGAGGGGUCGGGAAGGGCGGGAGAGCAUGGAGGUUGGGAGUCGAUUACAACGGACGACGGGUGGGGCUGGCAGCUUCGGUGACACGUCGGGGCUAGAGCACGGCAGCGGAGUGCGUGCAGUGCUGUCCGGAGGGAGCGGGCUUCUGUAUCCGAGUUCGAACGGCAACGGAUCGGCGUCCGGGCAGCAGUUCAGUCUGUGGGGAGGUUCGGGUUCGUCAUUUUCUCACAUAUCGGGGAGUCCUCCGCCGGUGCUGUGGGCGAACCCGUCGUCGAUGGGGCAGGCGUUCAACGCAAUCGGGCAGACACAGGCGCAGUCGCACGCGUACAGCAGCGGCAUGCUGGCGAGUCUGUCGCGUCACCACGUGGGUUCAGCUCCAUCGGGAGAGCCGUCGUUAUUGGAGCGACGGCACAGCUACAUGGGAGGCGAGUCGUUGGUGGAGAGCGGCGCCCUGAUGAGGUCUUCAUCAGGCACAGGUCUGGGUGGAAACGCAGCUCAUGCGAUGAACAUCGGCGGCGGAAGCAGCCAACAUGGUGUGAUGAACAUGAGCAGUUCAGUGGGGGGAAACUGUGGGAUGGAGCAUGCGUCGUCGCCGAACAUGGGGAUGAUGUCACCACAGAACCGUGCACGGUUUCUGCAAAACGGAGGUGUGCUGGGGACGAGUUCGAUAGAGGGUCUGACGGACAGGGGUCGAAGUCGGAGGGGGGAGAGCGGAUCUGCGCAGGCAGACAACAAGAAGCAGUACCAGUUGGAUCUGGAGCGGAUAAUGCGCGGCGAAGAUUUGAGGACGACCCUGAUGAUCAAGAACAUUCCGAACAAGUACACGUCGAAGAUGCUGCUGGCCGCAAUCGAUGAGCAGCAUCGGGGCACAUACGACUUCAUAUACCUUCCCAUCGACUUCAAGAACAAGUGCAACGUUGGGUACGCGUUCAUUAAUAUGACGUCGCCAGCGCGGAUCGUGCCGUUCUACAAAGCGUUCAACGGGAAGAAGUGGGAGAAGUUCAACUCGGAGAAAGUGGCGUCGCUGGCAUACGCCCGGAUUCAGGGCAAAGCUGCUCUGGUGGCUCACUUCCAGAACUCGAGCCUGAUGAACGAGGACAAGCGUUGCCGUCCGAUCCUUUUCCAUUCGGACGGGCCGCACAUCGGAGACCAGGUAGAGUGAGGGGCGGCGGGACAAGUUUUGCGAAGCGAGUGAGGGCGGUUUGUAUGGGAAGAACGGAAGGAGGCAAUGGCGGGGGGCGUAAUUAUUGGACGUGUGGAGGAUUUUUGAGGUGUAGAUAUGCGUAGGAUGAGGCGAGGGUUGGACCAGGGAAGCAGAUGUGCGAAAGAGGUCCGUCGGGCGGGAAGAUGCAAGGAGGCUGGAGAGUCGGGGAUCUAUUUGAAAGAGUCAGAAGUGUAGAUACAUUAGCAUCAGGUUACUGUGGAGCGGGCUGUGAGCACGAUGGAAGGUGGUAGGCGUUGGAAGAGGGAAGUUGGGUCCAACAGGGAGCAGGCGGGGGCGUGCAGGAUGGAGGCAGAGGCGUUGCAGUAAGGCUGGGCUGGAGAGUUUUGUGAGGUGUUGAUUACAAGUUUCGACGGCGAGUGGUGUGACAUGGGUGGGGGUGAAAUUGCGGAACCGUGGCCUGGCGGCAUGUAAAGCACAGAUGAAAUAGUUUGUGUGGUAUUUUGAGGAUGUAAUAAUGCACACGUUAUUUUGGAAUGGCGAAUGUGGUGAAGCUUGGGAAGGUGGUAGCAAGGGCGUUGCGAGCAGCACUGCAAUAAAUUUGCGUCUCUGUUGACUCAUGGUGUGAAGAGUUCGUUGGAUGUGCUAUUUAUAUCUUGAAAUGAUGGUUCAAGAUAUUAUUGGCUUUUAUGAUUGGCUCUAAUAGAGAAAAUUUGUUUUUGAUGGAUUUAUGCAUAUUAUUGAUGCUACUUCCAUCAUAUAAUAUCACCUUAGAAACUAUAUUAUCUACUAAUUCUA
Molecule: messenger RNA, 4273 nt
Organism: Physcomitrium patens
Lineage: Eukaryota; Viridiplantae; Streptophyta; Bryopsida; Funariales; Funariaceae
Source: RefSeq, a predicted model, not a curated record